AUGGGAGUGGCGGUGUCAUUUCUUCGCUGGCUUUUUGGUGUGGAACAGUGCUGGCUGCAGGGGAGGGGAACGACACCGUCCUGCUUCUCGAGCUCUCCCAUUUGCCCCUGCCCUGGGGGAGAAAGCUCUGAAAAGAUGGAGAACCAGAGGGGUUCGUGCUUGAGAUACGUCCACUGGGAAGCAGAAGAGGAGGGGGACGAGGAGGGUGAGGUGACUCCUGGUGCUUCUCCUUCCAGCCGAACGACUGAAUUGGAAGACGUGGAGGUGGAGAUGCUCAAAAAGGCAAGGGAGCUCUUCCAGCUGUGUGACAAGGAUGAGAAGGGCUUUAUCACCAAGCUGGACAUGCAGCGGCUUCAGAGUGAACUCCCCCUAACGCUUGAGCAGCUGGAGACUGUUUUUGACAGCUUGGAGCAGAACAAUAAUGGAUACCUGACGCCUGUGGAGUUCAGCAUGGGGCUGGGAAAGUUGAUAGGGAUUGACUUGUGUCAGGGGGCCAGAAAGACAGAUCGCUCCAGUCACGAGGAGACCUUUGAGUCAGGCUGGUCAGAUGAUAUGGACCCGGCAGAUGAUGAAGAGAAACGCUUCUGCUCCAUGAUGGAGCAGCUCGGAGCAGCCCAAGUAUUUGAAGAUCCAAGUGAGGUUCGGGAGCUUUGGGCCCGGCUACGAAAGGAGCGCCCGGAGCUCUUAUCCAGUUUUGAGGAGUUUCUGUUGCGUGUUUCAUCGUACAUCAAGGAGGUGAAUCAUGAGAAGGAGUCUAUGGAGCAGGCGUUGAAGCGGAAGGAGACAGACCAUGACCGAGAAGUCAGGUGUCUUUAUGAAGAAAUGGAGCAACAGAUCAAAGCAGAAAGGGAGAGGAUAAUCUGCCAGGAAGCACUGAGACAUGACAGGAGUAACCUGCUCCGAAAGGAACUGCGCAGCAAAGAGCAGGAGCUGGAGAAAAUUCUCUACCGACAGAAGAAGCUGGAACAUCAGCUGCAGUCUUUGAACUCGGAGCAGCUGGAGACCCGUGUGCAGAAUGAAAGGCUCCGGCACCUGAACGAAAACCUGCUGGAGGAGCUGGAGAAAAGCAAAUGGGAGCUGGAGGCUGUGAAGGGGCAACUACAGAAGCUCCAGAAAGAGGCCCAGCUUGAGCAAGAGCAGAAGGACAGGGAUGUGUUCAGAGUCUCCAAGAACAUGCAGAAAGAGAAACAAAGCCUCCUUCGGCAGCUGGAGCUCCUCAGAGAGAUGAACAAGAAACUUCGAGACGAGCGAGACACUUUCGAAGCCAAGAAGCCGGCGCCUCAGAGCAAAAAGCCCCUCUUGAAGAAAGGGUCAGUGCUAGGCAGCUGCCUGCAGGACGACAAGCCGGUCAAACGACAACUGGCCUCUGCGGACCUUCCUAUCGCCUUCCCAGUGGAUAUGGCAAUGGAAGAACCCAACAGGAAGAACUGUAAAUACUUCCCAGGCAGCGAGUCGUGGGUGAAGACAGGAGAAGGAGGCAGCACAAACUUUGGGGAGAACAGCAGAGCCAAGGAGAGCUGGCCAGUGGCAGCAGAUGCUGAGAGGUUGAAGGUGACUUUGAAGGGUGAUGCUGACUGUAGAAAAAGUGCCGAUGGAGUGGAUGAUGCUCCGUUGCCUCCUAGAGGACAGCCUGUUGGCACCGAAACCAGGCUCCAGGUGCUGGAACCAGCCAGUUGCUCCCCGGAUCGUAUCUUCAAAGUGGUGUUUGUAGGGAACUCCGGCGUUGGUAAGAGCUCCUUCAUCCACCGCUUCUGCUAUGACAGGUUCUUGGCUGAGCUCAACGCAACCAUCGGUAUUGAUUACCAGGUGAAGAGUCUGAUGGUGGAUAACACCCAAGUUGCUUUACAGCUGUGGGAUACAGCUGGACAAGAAAGGUUCCGGAGCAUCACCAGGCAGUAUUUCCGGAAGGCGGAUGGCAUUCUGGUGAUGUACGACGUUACGGCCGAGUGCUCCUUCACGGCGGUGCGCAACUGGAUGAGCAGCGUCCAGGAAGGUAUCGAGGAUGGAGCUGUGGUCUUUCUGCUUGGAAAUAAAAUGGAUGCUGCACAGAGAGAGACCCGGCAUGUCCCCAAGGUGGAGGGGGAAAGGCUGGCGAAGGAAUACAAGGCUGUCUUCUAUGAGUGCAGCGCGAUGACCGGCUAUAACAUCAUGGAGCCCAUGCUGCACAUGGCCAGGUUGCUGACAGCACAAGAAGACAGGCAGAGGGAGAAUGCCCUGCAGCUGGAAGAUGUCAGCAGGAGGAAAGGGUGCUGCACAUAA
Messenger RNA from Cygnus atratus (black swan), 2259 nucleotides. RefSeq names its product calcium release activated channel regulator 2B (gene CRACR2B). Lineage: Eukaryota; Metazoa; Chordata; Aves; Anseriformes; Anatidae. The transcript is spliced from 19 exons. The coding region runs from base 1 to 2259 and encodes 752 amino acids. The record is from RefSeq and is a predicted model, not a curated record. Gene Ontology annotation, molecular function: GTP binding; calcium ion binding; GTPase activity.